Molecule: messenger RNA, 1085 nt
Organism: Gracilinanus agilis (Agile Gracile Mouse Opossum)
Lineage: Eukaryota; Metazoa; Chordata; Mammalia; Didelphimorphia; Didelphidae
Gene: SNRPC
Product: small nuclear ribonucleoprotein polypeptide C
Exons: 5
Coding region: 97-603 (168 amino acids)
Biological process (GO): spliceosomal snRNP assembly; mRNA 5'-splice site recognition; mRNA splicing, via spliceosome
Cellular component (GO): U1 snRNP; nucleus
Molecular function (GO): zinc ion binding; pre-mRNA 5'-splice site binding
Source: RefSeq, a predicted model, not a curated record
UCAGUCUGAAUUGCUGAGCUGCCUGGCGUUACUGUUCAGGUGAUCGUACCAGCUCUGACCCCUUUAGCCGAGUUAAAGCAACUUAUUAUUGUUAACAUGGUGGUGGCCAUCUCUCUCCUUCUCCCCCACAGAUUUUACUGUGACUACUGCGAUACGUACCUCACCCAUGACUCUCCAUCUGUACGAAAGACACACUGCAGCGGUAGGAAACACAAAGAGAAUGUGAAAGAUUACUAUCAAAAAUGGAUGGAAGAGCAAGCUCAGAGCCUGAUCGAUAAAACGACGGCUGCAUUUCAGCAAGGAAAGAUUCCUCCCACUCCAUUCUCCGCUCCUCCACCAGGAGGGGCUAUGAUCCCACCUCCUCCUAGUCUCCCUGGACCUCCUCGACCUGGUAUGAUGCCAGCACCCCAUAUGGGAGGACCCCCUAUGAUGCCAAUGAUGGGUCCCCCACCUCCUGGAAUGAUGCCUGUCGGACCUGCUCCUGGGAUGAGGCCGCCCAUGGGAGGCCACAUGCCCAUGAUGCCUGGACCUCCAAUGAUGAGACCUCCUGCCCGUCCCAUGAUGGUCCCCACUCGGCCUGGAAUGACCCGCCCAGACAGAUAAGAAUAAAGGGAAAUCUGUUCGUGUCAUUUUUUUUUAUUCCUUGUUCUACUCCACCCAAAUACCAUGGUGCUGCACCUCUGGGGUGUUUUCCAACAGCAUGGCAAGGAAGACUUGCUCCCACUUCGGUGAAAGAAGAAACCGUUUGGAUGGGAGCAGUGGGACAGAAAUGCAGCUUACAUUUGUAUUGUGAUGUGUAAAAAUAAAAGUAUUGACUGUUUUAGCCAUAGAAGAGUUUUUUUUCAAUGAUUUUUUGUUGCUGCAAGAUGAAGAAUUCCAAAUGUGAUUCCCCAACCUUGAUAUUCAGUUCAUAUUCUCUCAUUUCAUUGUAUCUUCCCCCUUAGAUUCUUUUCCCUCAGCUAUAGAACAUUUUCCUGGGGGAUGACCCCCCUAGACAAAAAAACUUAUGUAUCAUAAGCUUUGUAAAUCUAGCACUUGUAGGCAUUUUAUUGAUUCAAAGAAUAAAUAAAAACCCACUUUAUUCA